Lodderomyces parapsilosis is the source of this 2859-nucleotide messenger RNA. RefSeq lists its product as uncharacterized. Lineage: Eukaryota; Fungi; Ascomycota; Pichiomycetes; Serinales; Debaryomycetaceae. The transcript has a single exon. Bases 1 to 2859 code for a protein of 952 amino acids. The record is from RefSeq and is a predicted model, not a curated record.
AUGAAGGCAUUUAUAAAACCUCCUAAAAAAAACGAUGCUACUGCUAAUCUUCCUAAUGACACUAGACAAGGGCGUCCCAGCUCCAGCGCCCAUGCUCACGAGAGUAUGACCCGUCCACCAGUAAAUGGUCGCAAGUUUACACCAACGUCGUCUCCAAAAUUGCAACAGGUGCCGCAGUAUACACCUCCCGCUAACGUGCUAGCAGCUUCGACUACAAAUUCACCGAAGAAGUUGCUAACUCCAAUCAAGAACUUAUUUACAUCAACAAAGUCAGCAGGACAGACACCAGGUUCAAGCGAUAAUCUCCAAAAUGUGAUUCUUAAUACAACUUCUCCAAAGGAGUCGAAAAGCUCCAGAUUCAAGAAACAUAUACGUAGCCGAAGCAAUGCAUCUGUCCCUACAAUUAAUGACUUGAUGAAACCACCAGAGAGGCCGAAGGGAGACAAGAAACUCAAACUGACUGCAUCGUCUCCUUCACUUCAAGCCUUGGAAAUGUCAAACUCGAGAACACCUACGCAGACCCCGCAAUUUGGUUUGGGUGAGAGUCGUCCGCUUGAAUUUGUGGAUGUGCCACCUACAUCGGCUAAUGUCAGCAGCCUAGGUCCUCCCAUUCUGCUAAGUAGAGAUUCAAGUAAGAAUAUCAGCAUUGCGUCUUUAGCUGAAAGUGAAAGAUUCAAUACCAAGGAGGUUUUCUUUGACGCAACUUCCUUGUCAUAUAUUAAUGAUAAAGAUGAUCUAAAGACAAACCAUACAAGCUAUUCAAGUGAGUCUAUGUCCGAUGAGUACGAUGAUGAUGACAACGAAGAUAACGAAGAUGACGAAGAUGACAAUUCAUCGCAGUUCUCAUUUGUACAAGACAUGAAAGCUGGAAGGAACACGUCCGUCAAGUAUUACAAAACAAGUGUUGCAAAGCCAAAACUAGAGCAAUCAUUAAUGGUGAACUCCUUUGACGAGCACGACUUGGGACACGAUGAUGAAGAUGUAAUGGACUAUGAUUUUGAAAACAAUGGGUUAGGGGAUGAUGAUGAUAAUUAUGAUGAGUAUAACGAAUUUGAUGGAGAGAAUGCUGCAUACAAUGAAAUGUUUCUGAACGACGAUUUGAGAUCUCAAGCCACUUUCAACUCUUAUGUUGAAUUUUGUGAGGAGCACGAAAAAAAUGACGUCGGUAUUGAUUUACAAAAGACCGUUUCCGGUGAAGAUCCCUCCUUUGGAAAUAUAUCGAGUAGUUUCUCGCCAGAGAAGAGAUUCAAUGAGCUUGCUUCGCGGUAUGACUUCCCCACUUAUACAACAUUUAACUCAUCUCAUCACUUAUCAAUACAAGGUCCAUCUAAAACCGAGGACAACGAGUUGGCCACAAGUCCCAAAAGAGAGAGUAUUGAAGAGGACAUAUUAGAGAACUACCUAGAUCCCAGUAUCCUGAAUUCAAUUCAUUCUGGUAAUGGGCUUGAGUCACCGUCACUUCAGCAAGAAAAUGACUUUGCGCUCUUUGAUGUCAGCAGCCCGGUCAUUAAUGGGCUUACUAUUGGUCACAAUUUGGGACAUCGGUCAAAUAGAAAGGGUCAAAAUUUCAACAGAUCAUUGAUUCACCGUAAUCCCAUUAAUGUUCCUAUUGAUCACAUUGGUCAUCACAGCCGGUGCGAAAGUGAAAUCUAUGAAAGAGAGCGGUAUAUCCAUUCUUUUCACGAAUCGUUGGAUGACAAUAUAAACAUUAAUAUAAUGAACAAAGUUAAAGGUUUUGAAGAUUGGUGGAUGUCAAGACGUACGGAACAAUCUGCCAAAUAUGAUGAAGAUGUUAGUGGAAUAGGCAAAACAUCAAGUCUGGGAAACAAGCAAUCUCAAACGACACUUGCAGCAGCAGCCAACCUGUCUAUAGAUGAUGAAGCCGAUAAGAAGACAAACACAGCUGUUGCAAAGUCGGCGAAUGUUGACAAGAUCCAUGCAGGUGCAGCAAACAAGCAAAAUCGGAACUCAGUUGCUGAAUUGAUGGGCUUAUUGUCGAACUUGGAGCUGCAAAAUCAAGACGCUGUACCUGCCGAGAAAAUCAAUGAGCCGAGCAACUUUCAAAAUCGAAAUUCCGUAGCAGAGAUGAUGGGACUUUUGUCUAAUUUGGAGCUUAGCUUAAAUUCUGGUGGAAACACUGAAGCAGAAAUAGAAUCCAAUAAAAAGGAGGUUAGAAGCUCAAUCGCUGGUAUGAUGAAUUUUUUGGCUUCAGUUGAAGGUAAUGAAGCAUCAUCAAAUGGAGCACAGAGCUCAGAAAACGGCAAAUCGCUAGAAGCGAGUAGACACAUUCACAAAAAUCAAGCUUUACCCCAACUGGACCAUAACCCUCCAGCUUCACACAUCACGAGGAAGCCAUCAUUCAAGCGAUAUUCAUGGUUCAGCAGCCAAGAAAGUUUGACGUUAAAAGGCGUUGAUCCGACUGACGACUCUAUCAAGCCAAUUCCCUUGGACCAAGAUAUUCUAGACGAAAUCAACCAGAUACCAGAGGAUUAUGAUUAUGAUGAACAACGAAACAAAAUUAAGCAAGCCGAUUCCGAAAAGGCAAUUGGUUUUGAAAGAUCAAGCUCUUACAACAGAAGACCGAAAAAAGUACUUGUUCUUAAUCAAGCCAAGCCCAAUAAGAUAGAAACCUCAAACAAGACAGUUACAUUUUACGACAAGAGUAAGGCCUCCUCUCCAGCGAUGCCUUUGGAUUUGAACAGGGUGAAGAAUUCAAAUUUAAGUAGAGGUCUGUCAUUUCGAUCCGUUAGUUCAAUACCAUCAGUUAGCGAGAUCAAUGAAGAGGAAGAGGACGAGGACGAUGAAGAUAACACCUCAAUCAUCCCCGUGCACGUUAGAAUAGAAAAAAGUAAUGAUUGA